GAAGUGACACAGAAUUCAGUUUAUCAGCCAAUAGAGGGUCUGCGCUUAUCCCGGCGCAUAGGAAACCGUCUAGAAGGAAGCAAAAAUGCGCCUACAACCGGUCUCUGGCCCGCUGGUGAUUAUAUUAUGUAUCUUCUCCUUCCUUUUUGGGAGACUUACUCAGCAAGGAGCACAGCUGCCGGAGCCAGUUCAGCUCGGCACCGCGCGUAGGCUGGGCUCGAUCGUGGAGGACACGUCGUCCAUCCAAGCUCUGGCAUCGGACCCCGUGGAGCAGAAAAGCGUUGCCGUGGCUGAGUCGCCAGCGCCGGUGCCGCAGUCCAAAGUUAUCGUCAACCCGCUUGACCCCGUUGACUUGUCAACCUGGUGCUUGGAGAGCUCGGGCCUACUGAAGGUCCGGCCGCCGCUGCCCGCGGCCGCGUCGGGGUCUGACGUCACGUACAUCAUUCCUUUCCAGAUCCUGUCCUGGUACCCUCGCAUUGUGGUGUUCCCGGGCUUCAUCGACAAGGCGCGUGCGGAGCACAUUGUAAAGCUGGCCGGCAAGUUCAUGUACCCCAGCGGCCUGGCCUACAGGCCGGGCGAGCAGGUGGAGUCGAGCCAGCAGACGCGCACCAGCACCGGCACGUUCCUGAGCUCGGGCAUGGACACGGAGGGCGUGCUGGGCUGGGUGGAGCAGCGCAUUGCCGCCGCCACACUGCUGCCCGCAGACAACGGCGAGGCCUUCAACGUGCUGCACUACGAGCACAUGCAGCACUACGACUCGCACAUGGACAGCUUCGACCCCAAGGACUUCGGACCGCAGCCCAGCCAGCGCAUCGCCACGGUGCUGCUGUACCUCAGCGAGGUGCUGGAGGGCGGGGAGACCGUGUUCAAGAAGGAGGGCGUGGACGGCGCGGACCGGCCCAUCCAGGACUGGCGCAACUGUGACGACGGCUCGUUCAAGUAUGCGCCGCGCAUGGGCGACGCCGUGCUGUUCUGGGGCACGCGGCCCAACGGCGAAAUCGACCCGCACUCGCUGCACGGCGGCUGCCCCGUCAAGAAGGGCGAGAAGUGGGUCGCGACCAAGUGGAUCCGCAGCCGCGGCGCGAUGGGAUAUUAGAGCAUUUAGGGGCUUGAGCGCGGGGUUGAGAGUGCCGGGCUUUACUGUGUUUUUGGGGGAAAUGGGUGGGGUUUGUGAGCAUGUGAUCGGCGUACAGAGAAACGCAGAGCGCGGCUGGGGAUAGCGGCUGGUGCAUGGUGAUCCCGUCGACGUGGCACAAAUGUGUUUUAGGGGCGGCUUGGAGUGGUCACGUUUGCCAUUCGCGAAGGAAAGCGCAUGCGUGGGGAAAGCAAACUGACAUGCGCCACAGCCGAACUUGCACAACGCCGCUCCCGGGCGGAGAGAUAUGUACCGGAUACGGUCCUAGAGUGUAGGGACCCCGUAUGGCCACCAAUGUCCCAAUGCCCGGCCGCGUACCAGGGUGAUCAGGUCUGGACGCUGACGCGGGGACAACCAAUGAUGAGCGAUUCAGCCACGGAGGCUGGCUGCUGCUGCUGGCGCGAGGCAGGCUGACGCAGUCUAACGUAGUGGGAUGCUAACGUUUGGGAAGCGAAGGAACGGACAAGGCUA
Molecule: messenger RNA, 1606 nt
Organism: Chlamydomonas reinhardtii
Lineage: Eukaryota; Viridiplantae; Chlorophyta; Chlorophyceae; Chlamydomonadales; Chlamydomonadaceae
Exons: 6
Coding region: 86-1096 (336 amino acids)
Biological process (GO): peptidyl-proline hydroxylation to 4-hydroxy-L-proline
Cellular component (GO): endoplasmic reticulum
Molecular function (GO): iron ion binding; procollagen-proline 4-dioxygenase activity; L-ascorbic acid binding
Source: RefSeq, a predicted model, not a curated record